Capsella rubella is the source of this 1816-nucleotide messenger RNA. RefSeq lists its product as uncharacterized. NCBI's taxonomy places the organism in Eukaryota, Viridiplantae, Streptophyta, Magnoliopsida, Brassicales, Brassicaceae. Bases 306 to 1640 code for a protein of 444 amino acids. The record is from RefSeq and is a predicted model, not a curated record. The transcript has 2 exons.
AACUGUAAAAGAUAACGACCGGUGAGAGAGAUGGAUGACUCCUUUGAGAGCUGAGAGAAGAGAAGGCAUCAUCCAUAAAUAAAAAGAGCUUUUCUUUUUAUUUGCUUAUAUUUAUUCUCUCAUUCUUCUUCCCAUAUAUAUAUAUAUAUUCCAUUUUCACGGUUUCUUUCGAUUCUUUCUUCACUGAUUGUGUUGUGUUUACCUGUGGGGAAAUUAAAAGCUCUCUAACUAGCUCUCGCUAUUUGCUGUGAGAUCGCCCGAAGUAAAGUGGGUGUCGGGGGAACAAGUUGCAAAGCUUUGAUGUUAUGAGGAGCGUUAAUAAUAGUGUUGAUACUGUUACCGCCGCUGCUUCCGCCAUCGUCUCCGCCGACUCUCGUCUUCAACAACCCUCCUCCUCCCUCCUCCAUAAGAAAAAAUGGGGAAGCUGGUGGAGUUUGUAUUGGUGUUUUGGAUCCAAGAAGAACAAUAAGCGGAUAGGGCACGCGGUGCUUGCACCUGAACCGGCUGCAUCCGGAGUAGCGGUGGCUCCGGUCCAAAACUCUUCUAGCAGCAAUUCAACUUCAAUAUUCAUGCCUUUUAUUGCUCCUCCUUCGUCUCCUGCAUCUUUUCUCCCAUCAGGCCCUCCAUCUGUCUCACAUACUCCCGAUCCUUGUCGUCUACGUUGUUCCCUACUCGUCAAUGAACCCCCUUCAGCCUUUGCUAUUGGACCUUACGCUCACGAGACUCAACCCGUUACUCCUCCUGUCUUCUCUGCUUUCACUACUGAACCAUCCACCGCGCCUUUCACCCCACCCCCUGAAUCUCCUUCUUCUCCUGAAGUGCCUUUUGCUCAGUUACUUACGUCUUCUCUUGAACGGGCUAGGAGGAACAGUAGCGGGGGAAUGAAUCACAAGUUUUCAGCUGCGCACUACGAGUUUAAGUCUCAUCAAGUGUAUCCUGGAAGUCCAGGAGGUAAUCUCAUCUCCCCUGGUUCUGGUACAUCUUCUCCUUACCCAGGGAAAUGCUCCAUCAUUGAGUUUCGUAUCGGUGAACCUCCAAAGUUUCUCGGUUUUGAGCACUUCACUGCGCGUAAAUGGGGAUCAAGAUUCGGUUCUGGAUCCAUCACACCAGCUGGUCAAGGUUCAAGGUUGGGUUCAGGUGCUCUAACUCCUGAUGGUGGUGGAGGAAUGGGCUCAAAGAUUGCUUCUGGUGCUCUCACGCCACUUGAAGACAGCCUUUUGGAUAGUCAGGUCUCUGAGGUUGCGUCUUUAGCCAAUUCAGACCACGGGUCGUCAAGGCAUAAUGAUGAAGCUGUCGUGGUUGCUCACAGAGUCUCUUUCGAGUUGACUGGUGAAGAUGUUGCACGUUGUCUUGCAAGCAAGCUUAACCGAUCCGGUUCACAUGAAAGAGCGAGCGGGGAACACUUGAGACCAAACGGUUGUAAAACGUCGGGAGAAACAGAGAGCGAACAGAGUCAGAAACUAAGAUCGUUUUCGUUAGGCUCAAGCAAAGAGUUCAAGUUUGAUAACACUGAAGAAGAGACGAUAGAGAAAGUUAGGUCGGAGUGGUGGGCCAAUGAGAAGGUCGCCGGAAAAGGUGAUCAUAGUCCAGCAAACAGCUGGACUUUCUUUCCGGUGUUACGGUCGUCUGGAUUCACUUGACAUAUUUACCAAAAAAAUGUCCUUAAUCUUCUUCAUUACCUCUAACAUGGGAAGCAAAUUCACUGAUAUGGUAAGAGAUUGGGGUCUAACAACUAUACAUAUAUAUUUAGCUUUUCAUUGUAGAUGUCUUUGCUCUCUUUGUACUGAUAAUCUUAUAAAAUAGUCUUAACUCUUUA